Messenger RNA from Suricata suricatta (meerkat), 1172 nucleotides. It is a transcript of the gene ZNF333, whose product is annotated as zinc finger protein 333. The transcript has 9 exons. The annotation marks the transcript as partial. Gene Ontology annotation, biological process: regulation of DNA-templated transcription. The record is from RefSeq and is a predicted model, not a curated record. NCBI's taxonomy places the organism in Eukaryota, Metazoa, Chordata, Mammalia, Carnivora, Herpestidae.
ACCCCACCUCUACGUCCCCUCUCCGGGUCGAGUGCGACCCCAUCCCAGAGCCUAACCUCACCCCGAGGGGAAGGGAACUAGGACUUGUCCUUCGAGGUUGGAUGAAGAAGGAGUCAACAUUUCUCUCACUGCCUGAAGGACCUCUGGCCCCGAGAGCCGGGGCGUCGGUCACUUCCGCCCCUGGCAUCCGGAAGCGGAAGUGCGCGGCUGCGGCGGCCGCCGCGGGUGUGCUGGGCUGCGCGGCGCGCUGCGGUGGGAGUGUCUCCGGCCGGAGUGCAGGGAGGACCCCUCAUGAGCCCUUAAAUCCUGGCGCUGGUGUCAUGGAGUCUGUCACCUUUGAGGAUGUGGCGCUGGGGCUCAUCCAGGCCUGGGCUUUCCUGGAUGGUGCACGGAGGAACCUGUGUCGAUCUGUGAUGCUGGACAAGUGCCUGACGCUGGCCCCCAGGGAUUGGGACUCUCCACUUAAACCCAAAGCGUCUCGCCCUGUGCAGGAUGUGGUGGAGGGAAAUUCACCCCCGGGUCUGCAGAUGGGGCCAUGGCCGGACCUGAGGAUGCACAUCAGGCCCACCGUUGGAGACAGAGAGACACCUUUGAUUCCGGAGGACCAGCCACCUCUCCCGGUGUCACCUUGGUCUCCCGGAUGUGCAGCGCUGGAGGAGGCCGUGCAGAUUCAGAGGGCUGGCAUGCGGGCUCCUGCGCUGAGUCUCCCUGAGCUGAGGAUGGCCGUGGCUUCUGCUCUGCCUGCCCGGGACCCCGCCUGGGUGCAGACGGGGAGCACAGAGGAGGAGUGUGUGGCUCCUGGGAUACUGGGCAGCUAUCCGCAGGAGCCAGUCACCUUUGAGGAUGUGGCUGUGUUGUUCACCCCAGAAGAAUGGAUGUUUCUGGAUUCUGCCCAGAGAAGGCUGUACAGAGAUGUGAUGCUGGAGAACUAUAGGAACCUGGCCUCCGUGGCAGGCGGUCAGCUAGGCGCUGCCAGUUCGUUUUCCUGCUGGGAGCAAGAAGAGCGGUGGCCCACGGAGAGAAGAGUCUUCCCGGGAGCCUGUCCAGGUGAGCGGCACUCGGGCCAGGCGAGCGCCAGUGCUGAUCCCAAGAUGAGCGUUAGGUCUGCCCAUCGGUCAGGAGGGCAGCCACUCAGUGGCCUUGACAGAGCCGCUCUGCUGGAUUCCACCACC